Messenger RNA from Guillardia theta CCMP2712, 863 nucleotides. RefSeq lists its product as hypothetical. The coding region runs from base 171 to 803 and encodes 210 amino acids. Lineage: Eukaryota; Cryptophyceae; Pyrenomonadales; Geminigeraceae. Gene Ontology annotation, cellular component: Golgi apparatus. The transcript has 11 exons. The record is from RefSeq and is a predicted model, not a curated record. Gene Ontology annotation, molecular function: GTP binding; GTPase activity.
AGGGAAGGUGAGAGGGUGACAAGAAGCAUCUGCCAAAAGUUGCAUAGUGAAAAUUUAAUGGAUCUCAGACAAGAAUUUUGGGGAUUCUGGAGUUUUGCAAUGCUCUGACAGGGUCUAUCUGAAACUAACAUACUGCAGGCUCAUUGAAGGAGAAUAGCUUAUACGCGAAAAUGAGUCAGUUCGAAUAUAUUUUCAAGUACAUCAUCAUUGGGGAUAUGGGAGUUGGGAAAUCCUGCCUUUUGCAGCAAUUCACUGAAAAACGCUUUCCUGAAGACCAGCCCCACACGAUUGGAAUCGAAUUUGGAACUCGAGUGUGUGAAGUGAACGGGAAGGUUAUCAAACUGCAGAUAUGGGACACGGCGGGACAAGAGCGAUUCCGUGCUGUGACAAGGAGUUACUAUCGCGGAGCUGCUGGUGCGAUCAUGGUCUACGAUAUAACGACAAGAAGUUCAUUCAAUCAUUUAGCCACCUGGCUCACCGACGCUCGCAACCAUACGAACCCUAGCACGGUGAUGAUGCUCAUUGGAAACAAGCUUGACAUGGCCAAGCAGCGCGAGGUUUCGUUCGAAGAGGCAGACGCUUUUGCCAAGGACAAUGGUCUCAUCUACCUGGAGGCAUCUGCCAAGACUGGACAGAAUGUCGAAGAAGCAUUCCUCAGAACUGCUCGAAAGAUUUACGAAAACAUUCAAAGUGGAGCCCUUGAUCUCAACGCUGCAGAAUCUGGCGUGGUAUCCAACCGCACAAGGAGCAAUAGGAUCAAAGCUGGACAAACACCCACUAACGCUUCGUCAUGCUCCUGUUGAUCUCGUCUCAUUCAACUCCAUCUUACAAAAUCGAUGUACAUUUAAAUCUUGCCUAAGAUU